AUGAUUAGAAAAAUCGCAUUCCCCUCUGUUUGCGCUCAAUGCGCACGGAACAGUAGCGUUCGACCCACGACCUUGGGCCUCGAUGGCCUCGGGAAACGAUACACAACCAGCGUCACGAAGACGCAACCGAGCAACGACUCCAACAAUGAUUCCAAGGACGCCGAAGAUGCCAAUACGAAGUCCGAACCGGGGCCUUUGACCCGCCGUCUCGAAGAAGCGACCGAAGAAGCCUUAUUGACAGGCGGGAGGGCUGGACGCCGUGCUGUCGAAGAUGCCGGGUUUUCGGAGGAGCUUAAAGAACGUCUAUUCGCGAAAGUCAAGGAUGCGCAAUUUCGAUCCGAGAACGCGACCGCCUUCGCGGAGGCAGGGAUGCCCACAUCAGCUGGCGUUGGCACCCGACUCGCGGCGACAAGUCAGCCAUGGACUGGCGAAGAAACCACCGAAGAUGCCGUCCUCCGAAUGCUGAACGAUGCGCACAAACCCCUCAACCGAGAGCUCCGUGGCCGACCCAAGCUGCCUGACCUUCAGCCUGUCGAUAUGCGGAUAAGACAACAGCCGAAAGUGAGCGCGGGUCACAGAGCCGCAAGCGCAAGAGAUAAAGCCUCCGUGUAUGCUGGCCUGGGGAUGAAGGAGUUAGAAAAGGGCCUGAGCGAUAAAGAGAAAGAAGCCAGAAGACAACACUUCUGUGAUCGCUUCCAACCGGCUGCUCGCGCUGUUCCAAACACCUUGACGGGCCUGGCUUCCCUCGCGAACGAACGCAUAGAAGACGCGAUUGCGCGAGGACAGUUCAAGAACAUCCCGAGAGGGAAGGGCGUCGAGCGCGAUACGAGAAGCGACAACCCCUUCGUCGAUACGACCGAGUACAUCAUGAACAAGAUGAUCAAACGGCAGGAAAUUGUCCCGCCGUGGAUCGAAAAGCAGCAAGAGAUGGCGAAGGCAGCCCAUGUGUUCCGGGCCCGGUUGCGGAACGACUGGAAACGUCACGCCGCCCGGAUGAUCUCAAGUGAGGGUGGCUCUCUUCAGCAGCAGAUGGAACGCGCGCGUAGAUAUGCGAAAGCCGAAGAGCUGCAUAACCCGCGUAAACGCAAUAUCGACGAGGUCGCGGUGCCCACCAACUCGACCGACGAUAUCGUCAUGGUGAAGAUACGGCAGCAGACGGGACUGGAGUCAGCACUGGCCGAGUCAGAGGCGAAAGCCGGCGAUGAAACCCCUGCGUCUAACGAACUAUUACCACCCCCAUUCCGAGACCCCGAGUGGCUGUCUAUGGAACAAUCAUACAUGGAUCUCUCGAUCAACCACCUCAACACACUUACGCGUUCGUACAACUUGAUGGCCCCCGAGCUGGCGAAGAAGGGGUACUUCUCUCUCGAGCGAGAACUGAAGAACUGCUAUGCUGAUGUCGCGCCCCUGCUCGCGGACACCAUCAAGGACAGGGCUUCUAGACCGCCAAAGCCCCUUGGGGAAGGCAUAGGGGACCGGCCGGGCAGUGUCCUGGAUCGGUUUGGGAGAGGCGGCCAUACGGCAAAGGUCUACGACUCCAGGGCGCCUCACUAUGGGUUCAAGGAGAUGUGGCGGGAUCUCUUCGGUAAGCAGGCUAGUUGA
Molecule: messenger RNA, 1602 nt
Organism: Anthostomella pinea
Lineage: Eukaryota; Fungi; Ascomycota; Sordariomycetes; Xylariales; Xylariaceae
Source: the annotation of a GenBank genome assembly